Molecule: messenger RNA, 1745 nt
Organism: Meriones unguiculatus (Mongolian gerbil)
Lineage: Eukaryota; Metazoa; Chordata; Mammalia; Rodentia; Muridae
Gene: Dnajb7
Product: DnaJ heat shock protein family (Hsp40) member B7
Exons: 1
Coding region: 385-1311 (308 amino acids)
Biological process (GO): positive regulation of proteasomal ubiquitin-dependent protein catabolic process; protein refolding
Cellular component (GO): cytosol; endoplasmic reticulum membrane
Molecular function (GO): Hsp70 protein binding; ATPase activator activity
Source: RefSeq, a predicted model, not a curated record
UCAAAAAACCAAACCAAACAACCGGAAACAAUGAACUAUGCGGUAAUUAAGGCUCAAUAAUACAAAGGUUAGAAUAUAUAAAAGGAAUGCUGCGGCCAUUAGCAACAGCUUGCACCAAGUAACAUGGGCGAACUGCCCUUGGAGGACCCAAUCCCUACCUCUACCCCAGUAUGACACCAUAAUGCAGCCCUGACAUAUACAUGUCCCUCUGCUCGCCACACAAUCAGAACCCUCAAGUUUGUUAGCAGCCCACAGUACUAACAUUUCCUUUAAAGCAAAAAUGUGCCUAUUUGUAGUCACUUCUACCACCGCCAGCAGCAACAGAGCCUGAGCUGGAGGGAAAAGUGCUCACUUUCAACGGUGUUAGUUUCUAACUGUCAAACCAUGGUGGACUACUACGCCACUCUAGGAGUGCAGAGAUAUGCGUCACCAGAGGAUAUUAAAAGAGCAUACCAUAGAGUGGCACUUAAAUGGCAUCCUGAUAAAAAUCCAGAAAAUAAAGAGGAAGCAGAGCAAAAAUUCAAAGAAGUCGCCGAGGCCUACGAAGUAUUAUCAAACGGUGAAAAACGGUCCAUGUAUGACAAAUAUGGCAAGGAAGGAUUAAAUGGCAAAGGUGGAAGCCAUCUUGACGACGAACGUGAGUACAGUUUCACAUUCUGUAAGGCAGAUGACCUGUUUAAAGAAUUUUUAGGUAAAAGGGAUCCAUUUUCGUUUCACUUCUUUGAAGACCCACUUGAGGACCUUUUAAGAAGUUCAAGAAACUCCAACGGCAGCAGAAGGAGAGGCGCAGGAUCCUGUUCCUACGACCACCCCUCAGUGUUUGCCAGGCUUUCUUCUUAUGAUCCGGAAUAUUCGUCUUAUGUUUCACUGGGGUACGAGGACCUUACUUCAUUCUCUCCCCUGGCAUUUGAUGAAACUGGGGUGGGCAAUUACAUACCCAUGACACCUUCAGGCAAAUUUGUUAAUGGAAGACAUAUUAAUAUAAAGAACACUUUUGAGAACCUCCAUGUGAGAGAAGCUGAAGAUGAUGGUGGGCUGAGAUCCUUUCUUGUGAAUAGUAUGUCAGAUGAAGAGGGCUUUGCAGAAAAAUGUAACUGGAGGAGACAUUUCAACAAUUAUUCACCAAAUUACUACAGCCCUCCAAAUAUACCUCAAUAUACUCUUGUGGAGAACAAUGAACAAGGUACACCUUGGGUCACCAGCAAGAAGGAUCCUUCCAUUUUCUCAGCAGGAUUUAAAGAUGGUGGUAGGAGGAAAAAAAAGAAGCACAAAGAGGGGCAGAAGAAGAAGUCAAACAAAAGGAAUAGCUAAUUGACUCUAGACACAUUAAGAUCAUAUAACAUUUGAACACCACCCUUUUGUGUGUUUUGGUUAAUCAAAGAGUUUUAUGGAUAACACUUAUUUAUGACUAUGUAAGAUUAGGUGGGUGUUUUGCUUUGCUUCUCUGUUUUUGAGACAGGGUCAACUAUGUAGCCCUAGCUAGCUUGGAACUUGCCAAGGAAACAAGGCUGGCCUCAGAGAUCUGCUUAUCUCUGCCUCUCAGGUACUGGACCCGAAGAUAUGCACUACCUCGAGUGAGUCCUUCCCCCAACCCCUCCCAAGACAGGCUUUCUCUGUGUAGCCUUGGCUAUCCUGGAACUCAUUUUGUAGACCAGGCUAGCCUCCAACUCACAGAGCUCCCUCCCGAGUGCUGGGAUUACAGGUGCACGCCACCAUGCCCAGCAGAAUUUUUUUUUUAAAUAAUG